CAAACCGUCACGUACACAACCAACAUAAUAAGUACGUAGUAGGUAUGUCCGUACAUACAUAAAUAUAAGUGUUCUACUACUAUUGUGUGUAUUUGUCUUCGUGUCCCUAUCCUCUGUUUUUUAUUUAGGAAUUCUUAUGUUUUGUAGUUAUAAUAAAAAUUAGUUUAUUUGAUAAUGAACUGAUCGACAAUCGAACGAAUGUACGUCAAGUAUUCCUUGUGACAAUGAGCUUAGUAUACAAGCAAAUUGCAUUGUGUAAGGCUUGAUUGGCUGUCACGGAAUAAAUUGCAGCAGCCGAAAAGUGAAAAUGUUCGUGGCCGAGUCCGUUAUCUUGUGUGAUGUAUGAGUACGAUAACGUAAGAAAGACUGAUGAAGAAGAAGAAGAUGGAAUUCUGAGUUAACUAUUUAGCUGGCUGUCUCGCAUACCGCGGCACGAUGGAUCCCUCAAUAUUUUUGCAAUAUACGCCCCCGAAUGGGCUUCCCCAAGAGUCGAAGUUGGCAACUUAUAUGAAUCGUUCUACGUCGACUCCCACCAGGUCUCUGAACCAAGCAUUAGGUAAGCUCAGCUUGGAGUCUUCCCCUACUGCCAUCAAAAAGGUUCUUAUUAGUGAAUUUGUGCCGGUCAACUAUUAUAGUCCCACAAACAUUCUCCCGGACUCCCCUGAGAGCUCGCCGCCAUCCACAUUGGCUGCUGUUCCCCCAAACACACAAGUGCAUCAGGAAAAUGUAGGAGGUACUACAUAUUUUUACUCUACCAAUUCAGACAGUCUGAGCACAUCAGGGGGACUGAAUUCUUCAUCAUCUAUUGGUGGGGCUGACACAUGUCUUGGCGCUGUAGGUCCGAGCGCGGCGGCUUCGCCGUACGCCUCUCAGAUCUAUGCUGGUACACCGACACACUUGGGACCUGGUCCGAUGACUUCUAAACCAGGUCUGGCCGCCUCGUUCUACAUGCCAGAGACAAUCAGAUCGGAGGUGUACCAGAGAAACGAGGAUGUGUUUCUGCAGACCGAUCUCCGUCAAUAUCCAGACUUACCAGAGAACGUAGAGAUGUACUCGGAACUGACGCCCCUGGAAUCGGCCGCGCCCCACACCAUGGCUACGUCAUUCCGCGCCACGCACCGUCAAAGCGGCGACCAUUACGCUUUACGACGUCUACACGCGUAUGGCGCCAUAGUCACCAAGCGACUCGAGAUGUGGAAGCAGAUUGACCAUCCCAAUGUCGUGAAACUACAUGAUUAUUUCACGACUAAGGCUUUUGGCGACCAUUCGAUGGUGCUAGUUUACGACUAUCAUCCCGCGUGCGUGACCCUAAUGAACAAGUACCUUGCCGGUGGAGCCACCAACCCGGUGCAAGAUGCCAACGGAGCCUUCCACGACCCCUUUUCUUCGGACCCAGACGCCCCACGACCGUACACUCAUCAGAAAAACGCGAUGCUUCGAGCGGUCGCGUGUGGCGCCUUGCUGCCGGAAGCGGUGUUGUGGAGUCUUUUGGUACAACUCACGGCCGCGCUAAGAUCCAUACACUCAGCCGGCCUCGCUUGCAGAACUCUGGACCCGACUAAAGUGGUGAUGAAUGGGUGUCGAGUCAGAGUUGCGUGGAGCGGAUGCGCGGACGCACUGCAUACUAACGCCAAUGAUGUUCAACAGGCUCAACAAGAAGACUUGACGGCGCUGGGCAGGCUGGCGUUGGCUCUGGCGUGCCGCACCAUACACUGCGACAAUCUCUCCGCUUGCAUGGACCUCGUUGCGAGAACUUACUCCGCCGAUCUCAAGAACCUUAUACUAUAUUUGUUGUCUACGUCAGCGGCGCGACGGUCGGUCACAGAUCUCAUGCCUAUGAUUGGAGCGAGAUUUUAUACGCAGGUGGAGGCUCUAGAACGGCGCGCGGACGCAUUCGAGGACCAACUCGCCCGCGAAAUAGACAACGGGCGAUUGUUACGAAUUCUCAUUAAACUAGGAGUUGUCAACGAGCGUCCCGAAUUGAACAUGGACGCGUCUUGGUCGGAGACGGGUGACCGUUACAUGUUGAAAUUGUUCCGAGACUACUUGUUCCACGCGGUCUCGCCCGACGGUAGGCCCUGGCUCGACCAGGCGCAUCUCACGCACUGCCUGAAUCAACUCGACACUGGAUCGGAAGCUAAGGUGGAGCUAAUGUCGCGAGACGAACAAAGCGUACUGGUGGUUUCGUACGCGGAACUGAAACAUUGCCUAGAGCAGGCAUUCGAAGAGGUGAUGCAAGCGGCCGCGUCCCCAACCUAGGCUCUGUCCACCCUGGCGGCCGCUGUAGACGCGUGUAUAUUUGUCAAUUCUGCCGCCUCUAGUUCGAUCAUUCUACUAUUCGGUCCCACAAAUUUUAAUGACAUAAUUAAUCCUGAUUUUGGCACGUAGGAUAUUUUUUUAUGUACGUUAUUUGGAAUGAUUAUUUAAGCAAUAUAUUUAUAUUGCAAAUUUUGUCAUCAAAAUUUGUGGGAACCAUUCUAAUGUUGCUGUAAGCAGUGGUAAACGCUCAAUUAAGAUGUUUGCGCGUUUCGUGUGGCUGGUAGGGCAUCUUACAUUUAUAUGUUUUGAUCAUACGAUGAGUUGUUAUUAUAUUCACAAUUAAUCACAUAGAA
Amyelois transitella is the source of this 2612-nucleotide messenger RNA. RefSeq names its product PAN2-PAN3 deadenylation complex subunit PAN3 (gene PAN3). The record is from RefSeq and is a predicted model, not a curated record. Lineage: Eukaryota; Metazoa; Arthropoda; Insecta; Lepidoptera; Pyralidae. Bases 436 to 2259 code for a protein of 607 amino acids. Gene Ontology annotation, molecular function: protein kinase activity; ATP binding; poly(A) binding. Gene Ontology annotation, cellular component: P-body; PAN complex. Gene Ontology annotation, biological process: nuclear-transcribed mRNA poly(A) tail shortening; protein phosphorylation; mRNA processing. The transcript has 16 exons.